Lentinula edodes (shiitake mushroom) is the source of this 2208-nucleotide messenger RNA. RefSeq lists its product as uncharacterized. The transcript is spliced from 6 exons. The record is from RefSeq and is a predicted model, not a curated record. Lineage: Eukaryota; Fungi; Basidiomycota; Agaricomycetes; Agaricales; Omphalotaceae. The coding region runs from base 1 to 2208 and encodes 735 amino acids.
AUGCCGAUCCCUCUUGUCCACGCAAGGCUGUCAAACGAAGAAAACGCUCAUCAUCAUCCGUCAAUGCACAUUGCAAUUGAUCGUAAUUCUGAUCCAUCUUGUUUUGACAAGGAUACCAAACAAACGAAAUUUCGCCUAUCGUCUAUCAAGCUAAGCCAGUCGCGAGAGCUGCUCAAGAAAUCUAUCGCUAGACAAGCACAGAAAUGGGAUAGAUUCUCCCCAUCAGAUCCCUAUACGUUUGUGUCUUUGCAAGUAUUUUCUUCACUUGCAGCGGUCGUACCAUCAUCCACCCUUUUUUUGCAGUCAUCUGGGGAGACUUUUGCCGAAACUUUCAGCGCUAUAUUACCGGGUGACAGGAGCAUCACUUUCACUAUAGUGGAUGUUCUUGAAUAUCCAAUAGUGAAAAUGCCUCGACAACCACAGUCGUACCUACAGAAAUUGCUGAGCAUUUGGGAUGAUGAUUCCCAUGCUUGGGAUGCAUCAUCUUGUCCUAUUGUUGCAGGAAAUAGGAUAGCUGCCAAGCAUUGGAAACUAGUUUAUUCGAUGGCCGGACGCUGGAAGGCAUCGAGAAAUCGAACACAGUGGCAUAAAUGGAAGAUACUGGUCGAGGAAUUACAGAAAUUCAACAACUGUCCUGAGACUCUUAUUGAAGAGUACCAGCGCUCAAUGACUUUGCCUCCGACCAUUCACAACAUCGCCCUUACAAUCCAGCGCGCUCGUCGGCAAAGCGACAAAGAAUUCAACGCUGACUUCUUUUCUCAUUGCGAUGUAAACUGUGAGGACACUAUUCGAAGUAUUUCUUAUGAAAAGAAAGGGAUGCGGCUUGUUUGCACAUCGGAGAAGGCUAUCGCUCGUAGAGUGCGCGAACUGUACCCUCUGGAGAGAAGAUUGGAAAGGAACUACGACAUCGAACGAGCUAACGAGGCGCGGCAGGAGAAAACCAUGCUUUUCAUUGAAAAGAAGGCCCCAGCAAAGGGUUCUCCUUCGGCCUCGCUCAUUACCAUCACGGAGGAUGAAUGGAACGAUAUCAGGACAACUCCUGCCAUCUUUGAGCGUGUCAAACAGUGGAUCCCUAGCUACAUACUCGCGUGGAUGACGAAAGCCAACGAGGUGGAGAAUUUGUCUAAAGGAAAGCGUACUCGGGAGGUGCAGGAAGGCGACGCGCUGGAGAAUGGGCCGGACAAGAAUCCGAGACUUAUGACCCCCAUCAUCGAAACCACGCCAGACCCGACCAUCGCUCAGAACGUUGAACUACCGGAAUGUCUUUACCGAAUCGGACGAUGGCAUAAUUAUCUUCCUCUUCCACUUUUCACUGCCAAUAACAACCUCAUUUUCAUACAUUCCAACUCCUCGUCUCUCAAGACCUCGAAAACGCUUCUUCCGGGAGAUAAGGAGCGCACCGAAGUGGUCCUGUGGGACUUACUGGACCGUCUCAAUAUACGGGUGCCAGAUUCGGAGAAAGCAGACGAAGAUGAGGUCGUGACCCGGAUGGUCAUGGUUGCACUCGAGCAAACUGAACUCGAUAACACUUCCUUUUCUUCAACAAUCAACGUGAUGCAGAGAAAUAUUACCGAUUCUGGAAACCCCGUGAGUAUCGUCUUCGGGAAGAACGCCGUCUCUAUAACACCAAAUUCGACCUUACCACUUAUAACAUGGCAUGGAAUCGCGUCGUCACCGAUCACGAGCGGUCUUUGGAGGCGAAACCUUGACAGUCACCUAACUCAUCCACGGUUCCUUCCUCUUCUAAGCCCUUUCCGAAAGGCAACAAGGGUGACUCCUUCGACCUCUGUUGCCUUGGAUGUGGUAAGAAGGGGCACUCCGCUGCAGACCAUUCGAAUAAACAUGCUCCCUCCUCUGGGCCAGGUGGAUCAAAGGGGGUAUCUUUCGUCCUCGGUCUCCCUCAGGGAGAAGACAAACGCAUCUGAUAUCAGUGGAACAUCCGAGGGAAUUGCAAAGCUAACAAGACCUGUCAGGAUGCGCACGUCUGCACCUUCUGCGGAAGCGAUGGGCACCACGCCUUCUCAUACACUUGUCGCUCCAGACCUAAUUGAGGCAUUCCUCGAACUUUCGAUUCCGCCAACCCUUUCUUACUAUGGCUUUUCCGUUCAUUUUCGCUUACCACUUCCCAACACAUGUCCCGAGUUCAUCGAGCUAUAUGAGCGGAUUGUCACCCCUUACAAUGCAGACGAAUUCGAAAAGCUCUACUAG